Molecule: messenger RNA, 5148 nt
Organism: Zonotrichia leucophrys gambelii
Lineage: Eukaryota; Metazoa; Chordata; Aves; Passeriformes; Passerellidae
Gene: ALS2CL
Product: ALS2 C-terminal like
Exons: 26
Coding region: 104-3004 (966 amino acids)
Biological process (GO): endosomal transport; regulation of GTPase activity
Cellular component (GO): cytoplasmic vesicle; cytoplasm
Molecular function (GO): small GTPase binding; guanyl-nucleotide exchange factor activity
Source: RefSeq, a predicted model, not a curated record
GCAGGAACUUUGGGGGAGCCGAAAUUUGGGAUUUUGCAAUUCCCGGCUCCCGUGGGUGUUUUGGGAUUUGGGGCUCUGCCUCCCAAAUGUGGGAGGGGAAAAGAUGGGAGGGAAAAAUUCCAGCCUGGGGAACAGCGAGAAUUCCCGGAUUUCUGCGCUUCCCGGAGAUUUUCCCAGCCGGGAAUUUUCCUGCGCUGCCUCUUUCCAGGCCAUGUCCGCAGCUGGAAUUUCGGGAAUUUUGGAAUUGCUGCUGGAGCUGGAGGAAAACUUCUCCUCCUGCCUGGCCCGGAUCGACGCCCUCAUCAUCAAACCUCUGCUCCAGGCGGAGCCGCAGGAUCCGAAGGAAAAGGAGAAUUUCCAGCUUUUCGUGCUCCUCAACGAUCGCUUCCAAACCCUCUGGAAUUUCACGGAGGAGAAUUCCCGGAUGCUGAGGGGGAAAUCCCAGUCGGAAAAUUCCGGUUGUAUCCAGGAUUUUUACAUCCUCUGGAAAGGAGAAGUUUUCCUCAGCCUCUACAUCCAGUAUUUCGUCACCUUCGCCAACUUUGUGGUGGUUCGGGGCUUGGAGCAGGCGGCCGGGAGCAGGAGCGACGCCUGGAGGCUGCACCGGGCGGUGCUGAAGGAAUUCCUGCGGGAUUUCACCUCCGAGAGCUCCCUGGCGCUGGCGCUGCACUCGGCGCUGCACAAACCCCUCCGGGAGCACAUCCAGGGAUACCUGCGGAUCCUGGCGCUGCUCCGGGAGCAGCUCCGGCAGGGCUCGGAGCGGGAUGUGGUGGCCACGGUGGAGCAGGAAUUUGGGAAGUUGGAAUCCUUCAUCAGCCAGGUCCUGGAUGAAGCCGUCGUCACCAAGGAGCUCUGGAAAUCCCUGGGAUGCAAAUUCACCGACGUGCUGUGUGUUCCCGAGCGGAGGCUCCUGGAGGACAGCCGGAACCUUCCCAUCGCGUCCGGCGCCGCCCGCUCCGAGCGGCUCCUGCUCUUCGACGACGUCCUGGUGCUCAUCCAGGGAAACAGCUUCCAGAGUUUUGAUCUGAAGCUGGUGUGGGUGGAUGAAAACUGCGGAGAGAAAUCGGCUCCGGGAGUGCACAGCCUGCGCAUCACAACCCCGGAGGAGACCUUCGUCCUCUCCACCAAGGACCCUCAGACCAAGGCCGUGUGGAGGUGGAAGCUGGAGCAGGCCGUGCGCCAGGCGCUCAACGGGAAGCGCGAUUUCCCUCUCUGGGGCCGCAGCGGCGAGGGCAGCGAGGCCCCGGCCCGGCGCUUCUUCAGCUACGGCUUCCGCACGGAGGGGCGGCUCCGCGGCGCCACCUACGAGGGAGAGUGGCUCUGGGGGAAGCCCCACGGCAAGGGCACGCUCAAGUGGCGCGAUGGACGCAACCACGUCGGCGAUUUCCGGGAGGGCCUGGAGCACGGGUUUGGGAUCUGCCUGGUCCCGCGGCGCUCCGAGGAUCGCUACGACUGCUACAAGUGCCACUGGUACCAGGGCAGGAUGAGGGGCUAUGGAAUCUGUGAGUACGGGAAUGACCUGGUCUACAAGGGCUACUUCAAGGACAACGCGCGCCAGGGCUUUGGGAUCCUGGAGAACUUCUCGGCCGAGCAUCCCUUCAGAUACACGGGACACUGGGAAAACGACAAAAAGAGCGGAUACGGAGUCUGGGACGACAAGGAGAGAGGGGAGAGGUACAUCGGGAUGUGGCUGGACGACCACAGACACGGAGAAGGCAUCGUGGUGACGCAGUCGGGGCUCUGCUACCAGAGGACAUUCCAUGCGGGUAAAAUGGUGGGUUCGGGAAUUCUGCUCCUGGAAGACGACUCCGUCUACGAAGGGAACUUCACCGAGGAUCUGACGUUUGUUGGAAAGGGGAAGCUGUCCUUGGCCGCCGGCUCCGCGCUGCGGGGAACGCUCGGCACCCGGGGCGGGCUCAGCCCCGAGCCCCGGAGAGAGCCCCACCAGCUGGGCCUGAAGGAAUUCCCAGUGGAGAAGAGAUGGACGGGAAUCUUGGAGCAGUUCCUGGAAUUCCUGCAUUCCGGCUGCAAGGAGGAAAUGGAGGAAUCGUUCACGGGAUUCCACAUCCAAAGCAGCAAGGAGCUGAGGAAAUCCCAGGAAUAUCUGUUCUGCCAGAGAGGUUCCGAGGAAUUUUCUUGGAAAAUUGAGGAGAUCCUGGAAGAUCUCCCGGAGCACCAGGAGCUGGAGUCGCUCCGGAGUUAUUUGGAGAAGGCGUUGGGCUCCUCCCUGCAUCCCCUGGGGAAGCUGCUGCGGGCGCUGACGGCUGCGUUCCGGGCGACGUACGCGGGGCUGGGCGCCAACCGGCACCUGCGGGCCAUGGCGCGGGACGAGGUGACGUUCUGCUCCCGGGAAAUCUGGGAAUUCUACCGGGGUUUGCUGCGGGUGGCCCUGGAGCGGAAGGGCCGCGCGCCCUCCGAGGAUGUGGAUCCCAGCGCCGGGAAGGGCCCCAGCCUGGUGCUGCCGCUGAUCCUGCCGGGAUUCUAUCCCGAGCUCUCCAUGCUCUACAUGCUCCAGCACCAGCGCCAGGACGAGCUCUACUGCCAGGGAAUCGUGGAGCUCAGCCUCUUCCCGGAUAUCCAGCUCCUGGAAUUCCUGGAUGUGCAGAAGCACCUGUGGCCUCUCAAAGACCUCACCCUGACCUCCAACCAGAGGCGCUCCCUGAUCAAGGACAAAUGUUUCCUGUCGGCCACCGAGUGCCUGCAGAAGCUCAUCACCACGGUGGAUCCUCGGGAGAAGCUGGAGAUCGUGCGCCGCACGUGCGAGGAGCUGGAGCGGGCGGUGUCGCGCCGGCUGCCCAUGGACGACCUCCUGCCCCUGCUCGUCUUCGUCGUGUCCCGCGCCAAGAUCCAACAUCUGGGAGCUGAAAUCCACCUGAUCCGGGAUCUGAUGGAUCCGACCAACCAGGGAGGAAUGUUGGACUUCCUGCUGACAACACUGGAGUCGUGCUAUGAACACAUCCAGAGGAUCCGGCUCCAUCCAAAGGAAAAUUCCCACAGCUCCUGAUCCAUGGGGAAAAUCGGAAUUUUCCCAAAUUUUCCCAAAUUUUCCCAAAUUUUCCCGAAUUUUCCGGACCAAACCCUGCUGUAAAAAGUGGGAAUUUUAUCCCUUUAAAGGGAAGAAUUCCUCCCCAGCCGAGGUUUUCCUGAUCCCAAAAAACACUGGAAGGGCUGGAAUUUCCAUCUCCAAGGUUUUUGUUGGUUUUUUUUGGAAUUUUAUCCCCCUUUUCCUGUAAAUAAUUCCCAGGAAAAAUCUCCUUUCCCUGCUCAGGAUGGCGUUUUUAUUUAUUAAUUUUUUUUGCACUGGAAAAUUCCCAGAAAAAGAAUUUCUUUGGGAAAACUCGAUUUUUCAUGGGAUUUCUUGCACUGGGAAGGGAAGCUCAUCCCAAAACUCCAAAAAAUUCUGGGAAUUACAGGAGAUUUUUCCCAACUCAGGAUUUUUCCAAUUCCAUUCGGAAGCUGCUAUUCCCAAAUUUCCCGAUUUUCCAAGAUUUUUAUUUCUCCUUGGGAGAUCUCAGGGGUGAUCCCACACCUUGGAAUUCUUGGAAAAAAACCACGGAUUUCUCCCAGAUUUUGGGAAAUUCCAGGAAAAACAACCGGAAAUUCUGGAAUAAAAACUCCAAUCCCAGCUGGAUUUGUGCUCUGAGCUGGAAUUUCCGCUUUGGAAAAGAAAUAUUUGGGAUAUUCCCAAUGGAUAUUUGGGAAAUAAUUUAAAAAUAGCCUAAAAAAAUCUUAUUUUUGACAGUUUUUUAUCCCAUUUUUUUUUUCAUUUUUCCUGGGAUUUUUUUUCUUAUCCAGAAAAAUAAAACUUCCCAAGAUUUUCCCGAUUUUCUAAAUUAAGGAAAGCGCUCCUUGAUUUUUUUGGAAAUGAAGAAUUGGAAAUCCAAAGCUUUAAAUAAAUGGGAUUUUUUGUCAUUUUUCCAUGAAUUUUUUUUCAUUUUUCCCAGGAAUUUCUUCAUUUUUCCAAGGAAUUUUAAACCUUAUCCAGGUGACUCUGGGAAAAACAAAACCCUCCAAGUUUUUUCCUCCCAUUCUCCCAAAUUUUAUCAUUUAAUAAAUAACAGAUUAAUUACAAUAAUUAUUAUAUUAAUGGCAGAAUCCCAUGGGAUUCCAUGGAAUUCCAUCCCAUUGCCAGGAAUUUUUAUUGAAAUAAAAAUUAUGGGAAUUUUGAAGAAAUCCCAGGAUCCAGGUGCUCCUUCUUCCAAUCUUUGUUUUCAGGAAUUUGGGAAUUUUCUGAAUGAAGGAAAAGUGGAUCCUUGAUAUUUUUGGGAAUGCAGAAAAAUUGGAAAUCCAAAGCUUUAAAUAAAUGGGAUUUUUUGUCAUUUUUCCAUGAAUUUUUUGUCAUUUUUCCCAGGAAUUUCUUCAUUUUUCCAAGGAAUUUUAAACCUUAUCCAACUGACUCUGGGAAAACAAAAUUCCCCCAGGAUUUUUCCUCCCAUUUUCCCCAAAUUUUAUCAUUUAAUAAAUAACAGAUUAAUUACAAUAAUUAUUAUAAUAAUGAGAGAAUCCCAUGGGAUUCCAUGGAAUUCCAUCCCAUUGCCAGGAAUUUUUAUUGAAAUAAAAAUUAUGGGAAUUUUGAAGAAAUCCCAGGAUCCAGGUGCUCCUUCUUCCAAUCUUUGUUUUCAGGAAUUUGGGAAUUUUCUGAAUGAAGGAAAAGUGGAUCCUUGAUAUUUUUGGGAAUGAAGAAUUGGAAAUCCAAAGCUUUAAAUAAAUGGGAUUUUUGUCAUUUUUCCAUGAAUUUUUUGUCAUUUUUCCCAGGAAUUUCUUCAUUUUUCCAAGGAAUUUUAAACCUUAUCCAGGUGACUCUGGGAAAAACAAAAUUCCCCCAGGAUUUUUCCUCCCAUUUUCCCCAAAUUUUAUCAUUUAAUAAAUAACAGAUUAAUUACAAUAAUUAUUAUAUUAAUGAGAGAAUCCCAUGGGAAGUUUGCCAGGAAUUUUUAUUGAAAUAAAAAUUAUGGGAAUUUUGAAGAAAUCCCAGGAUCCAGGUGCUCCUUCUUCCAAUCUUUGUUUUCAGGAAUUUGGGAAUUUUCUGAAUGAAGGAAAAGUGGAUCCUUGAUAUUUUUGGGAAUGCAGAAAAAUUGGAAAUCCAAAGCUUUAAAUAAAUGGGAUUUUUUGUCAUUUUUCCAUGAAUUUUUUGUCAUUUUUCCCAGG